Melozone crissalis (California towhee) is the source of this 1830-nucleotide messenger RNA. Its product is annotated as tyrosine-protein kinase ZAP-70. Gene Ontology annotation, cellular component: extrinsic component of cytoplasmic side of plasma membrane; cytoplasm. Gene Ontology annotation, biological process: cell differentiation; cell surface receptor protein tyrosine kinase signaling pathway; protein phosphorylation. The record is from RefSeq and is a predicted model, not a curated record. Gene Ontology annotation, molecular function: signaling receptor binding; non-membrane spanning protein tyrosine kinase activity; ATP binding. The coding region runs from base 1 to 1830 and encodes 609 amino acids. NCBI's taxonomy places the organism in Eukaryota, Metazoa, Chordata, Aves, Passeriformes, Passerellidae. The transcript is spliced from 13 exons.
AUGCCGGACGCUGCCGCCCACCUGCCCUUCUACUACGGCAGCAUCGCGCGCUCAGAGGCCGAGGAGCACCUGAAGCUGGGCGGGAUGGCGGACGGGCUGUUCCUGCUGCGGCAGUGCCUGCGCAGCCUGGGCGGCUACGUGCUCUCCAUGGUGUGCGACCUGCAGUUCUACCACUACCCCAUCGAGCGCCAGCUCAACGGCACCUACGCCAUCCUGGGGGGCAAGGCGCACUGCGGCCCCGAGGAGCUCUGCGAGUUCUACUCCAAGGACGCCGACGGGCUCUGCUGCCCGCUGCGCAAGCCCUGCAACCGCCCCAGCGGGGUGGAGCCCCAGCCCGGCGUCUUUGACAGCAUGAGGGACAACAUGGUGCGGGAAUACGUGCGGCAGACCUGGAAACUGGAGGGGGAUGCCCUGGAACAGGCCAUCAUCAGCCAGGCUCCCCAGGUGGAGAAGCUGGUGGCCACCACAGCCCAUGAGAGGAUGCCCUGGUACCACGGCAACAUCAGUAGGGAGGAGGCAGAACGGAGACUCUACUCAGGGGCACAGCCUGAUGGGAAAUUCCUGCUGAGAGAGAAGAAGGAGAAUCGUGCCUACGCCCUGUCCCUCGUCUAUGGCAAGACUGUGUAUCACUACCGGGUGGAUCAUGACAAAUCUGGGAAAUAUUCCAUUCCUGAGGGCACCAAAUUCGACACACUCUGGCAGUUGGUGGAGUACUUAAAACUCAAACCAGACGGGCUGAUUUUCUACCUGAGGGAAGCCUGCCCCAACCCCAACAUGCCAGCCUCAGCAGCACCAGUUCCACCCACCCACCCCUCCGUGAGCAGAAACCUGGGCCCUCUCAAUGCAGAUGGAUACACCCCAGACCCUGUUGGGGCAGGAAAAUCCCGGCUGCUGCCCAUGGACACCAGUGUCUACGAGAGCCCCUACAGCGACCCCGAGGAGCUGAAGGACAAGAAACUGUUCCUGAAGAGGGACCACCUGAUGAUUGAUGAGGUGGAGCUGGGCGCCGGAAACUUUGGCUGCGUCAAGAAGGGAGUUUACAAAAUGAGGAAGAAGCAGAUUGACGUGGCCAUCAAGGUGCUGAAGAGCAACAACGAGAAGACAGUGAAGGAUGAGAUGAUGAAGGAGGCUCAGAUCAUGCACCAGCUGGACAAUCCCUACAUUGUGAGAAUGAUUGGAGUGUGCGAGGCCGAGUCACUGAUGCUGGUGAUGGAGAUGGCUUCUGGAGGGCCCCUCAACAGGUUCUUGGCUUCCAAGAAGGACGAGAUUACAACGAGCAACAUCGUGGAGCUGAUGCACCAGGUGUCCAUGGGCAUGAAGUACCUGGAGGAGAAGAACUUUGUCCACAGGGACCUGGCAGCCAGGAAUGUCUUGCUGGUCAACCAGCACUAUGCCAAGAUCAGUGACUUUGGGCUCUCCAAGGCUCUGGGAGCUGACGACAGCUACUACAAGGCCAGGACAGCAGGGAAGUGGCCCUUGAAGUGGUACGCCCCCGAGUGCAUCCUCUUCCAUAAGUUCUCCAGCAAGAGCGAUGUCUGGAGCUACGGUGUGACCAUGUGGGAGGCCUUCAGCUUCGGGCAGAAACCCUACAAGAAAAUGAAGGGCCCUGAGGUGAUCAGCUUCAUAGAGCAGGGCAAGCGCAUGGACUGUCCCCAGGAGUGCCCAGCAGAGAUGUACUCCCUGAUGCAGCAGUGCUGGACAUACAGAUGGGAAGAACGUCCAGGCUUUGUGGCUGUGGAGAACACCAUCCGCUCCUACUACUACAGCAUUGCUGCCAAGCCCGAAAAUGGGCCAGACACAGGGGACAGGGCCAAAGCAGCUCUUCCCUGA